This is a messenger RNA of Lachancea nothofagi CBS 11611, 2010 nucleotides long. The record is from the annotation of a GenBank genome assembly. Lineage: Eukaryota; Fungi; Ascomycota; Saccharomycetes; Saccharomycetales; Saccharomycetaceae.
AUGGAAGAGGCGCGUAAGCGAAUUUCUGGAGAGCCUCAGGGUGUCCUCAACAGCUUAGAUCCACAGCAGUUUUCGUCUCAGAUCCCAGCGCCGAUUAACGGUCGAAGACGAAAUAGUACAGCGUCUGCUAUUGGCGGUGCAGGGUUAACAGAUUUGAUUAACAGAAGCCUGGCUAAAUCCAAACCAGAGAUUCCUAGACGGCCAUAUACAGACUCUCGGAAAAGUUUACGAUCAUCCCAAAGAGCCUCAUUACUCCCUCCCAACGGAUCUUACAACAGCGCAAACACCACAAACACCAAUAACAAGGAUCCACGACCGCUGCGCGACAAAAACUUCCAGAUCAUAAUUCAGCAGGAGAUUUAUGAUUAUUUACACGCUCAGAAAUUCGACGUUGAAGCAAAUCACCCAAUAUCUUUGAAGUCCCUGCGACAGCCCACACAAAAAGAUUUCGUGUUUAUCUUCAGAUGGCUCUACCAAAGAAUGGACCCAGGCUACAAAUUCAGCAAAUCAAUAGAACAUGAGGUAUAUGCUAUCCUAAGAACCAUACAAUACCCUUACCUCGAAACAAUAAACAAGUCACAAAUUUCGGCUGUGGGAGGGUCUAGUUGGCCUAAAUUUCUGGGCAUGUUGCAUUGGCUUGUCAAUACCAACAAAAGACUUGAUCUGUAUUUGCAAAAAGUGGAUCUCUCUCUAAUCGGCCAGAAUACUCAAGAUCUGACUGUGCUACGACAGCCGAUAGGAACAAUAGAUGAACAAGAAGACAAACAGGAAAAAUAUGAGCUUAUUGUUGAGCGAUUAUUCAUAGACUACAUUGUGAAUUCAUACAAAAGUUUUCUACGGCUUGACGAUGACUACGACGUUUAUAUGAAAGAACUCGAAUUGGGAUUCGAGAGGUUCGCCCAGGUUUUAAGGAGUGACAUCAACAACAUAGCGAUGUCUAAUAGUGAUCUGUCAGUCAAAUAUCAAGAUCUUAUGGAUAAGGGUCAGGAGGUCAAAGUAGCAAAGGACAAAUUUAACGCGCUGCAAAGCGAUUUGACGAAAUUUCAGAAUUAUGUGAGCGCCAUGCAACAUAAAAGCCAAGAGUGGCCCCGAAAGCUGGAGAAAAUGGAGACCGAAAAAGAAGUGAAAUCAGUACAACUGAAAGAAACCGAGAAUCAAAUUUCUGCUCUACGCGAACUCAUCAGCGGCAAGAACAUGGAAAUUGCUGAGGUCGAUAGGCUGAACACGGAGCGCGAAAGAUUAACUAGAAGUCUGGAUGUGGUAUCAAAUCAUAUGGACCAAACCGUUAGUUUAGUAAAAAGCCAAAAACUGGAAACAGAAAGUGCCUACAAAACUCUGGUGGAUGUCAGUGGCCAAUACGAAAAAGCAAUCGAGAGCCUCGUCGCAGCUCGCGCCAAUCUAGGCCAUCAGUUAAGUUCUGAGCUUAGUAAUCUCUCCCCUCUACAGAAAUUCUUGCAAGACUACGAUGUGGGACAAGUCGAAUCAGAGCGCAGUGUUCCCGAGGGAUUACACCUUCGUGAGAGCAUAAGACCAGUGCUUUUGGAGCUCAACAAUACGAUACAAAUACGCACACAGAAUUUGCAGCAAGAAAACGUUUCAUAUGAAGCACACUUGGAAAGUCUCAAGCAGGAGAUCAACGAUAAAACAAGAACUCUAGAGUCCUUAGAGCAUGAGCUGUCAGCAGCCAAAUCUCGUUACGACGAAUACGAACAAGAAAGUCACAGCCGAUUACUAUCUCAACGUAUUGAGAUAGAGAAGAUGGAGAGGAAGCUUCAAAACAUUAAAUACUCGUCACAUCAAAAGAUGGCUGAGGCAGAACAAAACGUCCAAAACACUAGACUUCAGUAUGAAGAGCUCAAGCUUUCCAUAAAUAGAGAAAAGAACGUUUUAUUCACCAAGGCCAUCCAUCUGAUCGACUACGUCAGCAACUUUAAAAUCGGCAUACAGUCCUCGAUUGAAGAUCUGGAGCAUCUCUCGAUUGAAGAACUUAACAGGGUAAAGUUUGGGUAA